This is a messenger RNA of Myxocyprinus asiaticus (Chinese sucker), 4650 nucleotides long. Its product is annotated as integrin alpha-3-like. Gene Ontology annotation, molecular function: integrin binding. The record is from RefSeq and is a predicted model, not a curated record. Gene Ontology annotation, cellular component: integrin complex; external side of plasma membrane. The coding region runs from base 12 to 3302 and encodes 1096 amino acids. NCBI's taxonomy places the organism in Eukaryota, Metazoa, Chordata, Actinopteri, Cypriniformes, Catostomidae. The transcript has 26 exons. Gene Ontology annotation, biological process: integrin-mediated signaling pathway; leukocyte migration; cell adhesion mediated by integrin.
ACCCCGGAAGAAUGACUAACUCUGCUCCGAUUCAGACCCUGACAGAGUCCUCUCACUCCAAUCUGUCCUUCUGUCUCGGCAAACAAAAAGAUCUCGGAACUGAAGUCCCACAAAGACCAUUUGAAAAAAUGAAUGAAUUUAAUCGGCAUGGACUCCAUAAAAACAUGCUUGUCUUGGUGUUGAUGCUGUGCGCGCCUCAUUGCUGUCACGCGUUCAACUUGGAUGUGAGGUUUCCAGUAGUCAAAGAGGGAAAAACUGCAGGCAGUUUAUUUGGACUUUCAGUUGCACUUCAUGAACAGGUUGUGGGAGAGAAACGACACUUACUUCUUGUAGGAGCACCUAAGGAGAAGGCAGAGUCUGGACUGCCAGCCAGUGAGACUGGAGAUGUGUAUGCCUGUCCAAUUACUGCAGACCCCAAAGACUGCCAAAGACUGAACCUUCUCCAAUCAAGUCCUGAAGACCUCCCAGACCCUAAAAUUGACGUGAUAGAAGGAAUGUGGCUCGGCGUUUCUGUAGCCAGUCAGAGUCAACCAGGCGGUCGUAUAUUGGCCUGUGGCCAUCGUUAUGUCCGGAACAUAACGGCCAACCUUCGCAUGAUUGGGAAGUGCUAUAUCCGUGGAAAUAAUUUAAUGUAUAACAAGGAUGACUCUGAUUGGCAGUCACACAAUGAGUUGUGUGACCCCAGUGGAACAAAGGAUGAUGAAGGCCUGUGUCUCGCUGGAAUGUCUGCUGCCAUCACUCAGACCGAUGUCAUCUUGGGAACGCCUGGUUGCUACAACUGGCAAGGGAAUGCAUUUCUGAACUGGCAUGACUCUAAUUAUCCUGAGUAUAUUCUGAAGAUCAAUUUUCCAGACAUGACACGAGGGAAUAUUUACAUUGGUUACUCUGUAGCUAUGGGUGAAGGCGUACUAAGCAAAGAGAAAGACACACUGGUAACAGGAGCCCCAAGGGAUGGAGCCAAAGGAUCGGUGAUGAUGGCUGAGUUUUUCAAAAUGGCUAAAAUGAAUGAAAAACUCAUAUUGAAAGCCACUAUCAUGGGGGAGCAAGUUGGAUCCUAUUUUGGCAACAGCAUUGCUGUUGUGGACCUUAAUAAUGAUGGUUGGAAGGAUCUGAUUGUUGGAGCCCCUUUCUAUUUUGAUCGGAAGAAUGAAAAAGGCGGGGCAGUGUAUAUCUACAUGAACCAGAAUGGAUCUUUUCGUGACAAAGCUGACGUGAUCCUCACUGGGCUGAAGGACUCAGCUUUUGGCAUGGCUGUUGUUGCUAUUGGUGACGUUAACCAAGAUGGCUUCCAAGAUUUUGCUGUUGGUGCUCCAUAUCAUGGAAAAGGCAUGGUGUUUAUAUGGAUGGGCAACAAAGAUGGGAUUUCCCACAAUGCCAGUCAGAUGAUUGAUGGAAAAGACAUCCCAGGUGCUGGAUUCCAGACAUUUGGCUACUCCAUCAGUGGAGGCAUGGAUGUGGACAGGAACAGUUACCCGGAUAUAGUAGUUGGAUCAUUAGAUGAUCGAGUGGUCUUGCUUAGGGCACGUCCUGUGAUUCACCUAAAGAAGAUCUUCACUGUAACACCAGAGGUUAUCAACCCUAAUGACUGUGAUUCUUGUAUUGAGGCAAAACUCUGUUUCUCCUACAUACCAAGCACUGGCAGUACCAGCUCCAUUAAGAGUAUUACUUUGAAAUAUACAGUGGAAGCUGAUCGAUUACAUCGGAGUCCUCGUGUUCAUUUCCUUGACAACAAAGAAGGCAAAUUCACUGAUGAAAUGUCCAUUAAUUCUUCUGGUGAAUGUCGUUCUCUGAAACUCGAGCUGGCGUCCAAGACAAUCCAAGACAAGGUGUCCCCAAUAGUUUUCUUAUUUAACGUGUCAUUGGUGGAGCCUCCUCCCUCAGCCAAGCAGUCGGUGGAGGAUCUCAGUGCUUUUCCUGUCAUUAGCCAGGGAGACGCUCUGAUUGUCAGAAAAGAGAUUCACAUUCAGAAAGCCUGUGGAUCAGAUAACAAGUGUGAGAGCAACCUUCAAAUGACGGCAAUAUUCACAGAUGAGCAGAACAGGCCAUUCCCAAUGCAGAAUGGCCGCCAGAUUUUCAGCUACACUUUUGAUAUGAAGAAGCUAAGACUGAUGGUAAUUGUGUCCAAUAUCCCGUCAGAGGACAGGAUAGCAGAAGAUGCUUACAGUGCUCUACUAAAUGUCACCUUUCCCACCUCACUUAGCUUCUCCAGCCUGAGCCCCAAGAACUUGAGUGCUGAAUUGUCAGAUGAAUCUUUUCUUCAAUGUACGCUGGGGGACCCUUUCAAAAGCAAUCAGAGGAUGGAGAUUGAUAUCACCUUUGAAACAUCAGGAAUCACAAUAGAUAUGCAAGAGAUUCAGAUUGAACUGCAAAUCUCAACGCGGAGUGAUCAGAAUGAUCUAUGGCCCCUGACGAGAGUGCUGGUGGUGGAGUACAUCCUACAGCCCAGCUUGCGUGUACUUCACUCUAAGUUUGAGACAGAAUGCAGUGGGAAAGUAGUAGGAGAAUCAGCCAUGAAAUCCACUAGUGAUAUCGGAAGUCCGGUGGAAUUCAACUUCACGGUGGACAUUCCUGGAAAACCUCUGGGAAAUCUGAGUUUUCUAGAAGUAGUCUUUCAGUGGCCUUUUGUAGUGUCUAAUGGGAAGUGGCUACUUUAUUUGUCAGAAAUUCAAUUGACAGGAACCUCCAAGUCAUUCUGUGUCCCUGAAAAGAACAUAAUAAACCCCCUCAAUCUAACAGUGUCGGAGCAUAAGUCUGGAAGGAGGAGGAAGAGGAGAGAUGAGGCCUCAGUUGAGUCUGAAUACGCCAAGCCACAGGCCUCCCUGAACUCAAGGGAUGUCAGGAAAACUGUCAAACUGGACUGCACCACAGGCACUGCCCUCUGUCAAACCUUUACAUGCCCCUUGCUAGGCAUGGGUACCUCAGCUACACUCAUUGUCAGAGCGCGUUUAUGGAACAGCACAAUUCUUGAGGACUACACUGGUUCAGAAAUAUUAGUGUCUGGUAAUGCCACCUUGAGUUUGAAAACAGACAAACCUACCAUCAAGAUGAUCAAUGACGCCUGUGAGUUCUCAGUAGUUAUUGAGUCUGCAGGGACAGAAAAGGGUCCAUAUGAAGCACCUCUGUGGAUAAUCAUUGUGUCUGUCCUGGCAGGAGUAAUUCUGUUGGGUUUGAUUGUCAUUCUCAUGUGGAAGUUUGGCUUCUUCAAGAGGGCCAACACCAGAGAGCUUUAUGAGGCCAAGGCCCAGAAAGCUGAGAUGAAAACACAGCCAUCUGAAAAUGACCGCCUUACUGAGGACGACUGAGAUUCGUUGGCCUUUUGUGGGCCUCUGACACAAAUUGCAAGAGUGGGGUUUUUUUUUAAGCGGGCUGCCUAUUUCAGAACUAUGCCAAAAUACCAAGGAGUGAAGAUAUGUAAGAAGGAACAGUAUCAGGUAAAUCAGGGCUUUUUGAUUGUGGGCACCAACAAGAAACACUGGAUCACAAACUGGACCGAACAGUAACAGUACUACUGAUGAAAGCUCUCUCAAACUGCCUCUCCUAGACAGUGGAAUGAGAAGACUCUUGAGAAUUGUUUUUGUAUUAAAAAAAGAAUGGAACUCUACUUGAUUUGAUUUGAACUUUGUCUGGAAACUAGAUGUAAUCUUGUUCAUUUCAAACUGUUGGACAGGAACUGAUUUUACAGAAGUUUCAUCACAUGUGAGUUUUAUGUUAAUUUUGUUACUGUUUUUCAACUGAAGACAUGUUAUAUAUGUAUGUUUUAUUGCUACCACAUCUUAAUUGUAUUUCUUUUGCGUUUAUCAUCAGUCUCCUUGGCGAUCAUAAUUUCAAGCUCAUUUCCAUUUCCUAGCGCCAUCUAGAGCUCUGCACAUGCGUCCAUGCAUCUGCAAUGGCAAGAUGUACAGAGAAAAAGGAGUUACAUUUUGGUCUGUUCUCACCCAAAACUGAUAAAACUGUUUUAUGGAUUAAUUUAUGCUGCCUUUAUGUGCUUUUUGGAGCUUCAAAGUUUUGGUCACCAUUCACUUGCAUUGUAUGGGCCUACAGUGCUGAGAUAUUCUUCUAAAAAUCUUUGUGUUCUGAAGAAGAAAAAAGUCAUUAACACGUAUGGCAUGAGGAUGAGUAAAUGAUAAGAGAAUUUUCAUUUUUGGGUGAACUAUCCCUUUAAGUGUGAAUCAUGUCUUUUAACGCAGGAUGGUAAACAAACACACACAAAUAUAUUCGUAGCCUAUGCAAUUGGGACAGUACCUGCUCAAAUUCAGCCCGUUUUAGCUCCACUCUGGUUUCUGCUGUCGCUUUUAUGGUGAAGAGUGUGCGAUGUGUACAUGCUCUAAUAGUUUUUGUGCGAAUUUCACACUCAAGGUUUCAAAUAUCUCGUGGGAAUUCAUGUAGUUCGUGUGAUGGAAAUGUGAUGAUUACAUUUGUCAUGAUUUUUACAGUGAUUUAUUUCUGUAUUUAAAAUGUUUCAUUAAUUGAGUGGCUGAUGUUUACAUGAUGUCUGUCUUAAAUGUUCGUGUGUCUUUUUAAAUAAUUACUGCGCUCUCAUGUGUCAACUUGCAAAUCUAAGUAGCCGAAAGCUGUUUAUCAGAGCUCGCGCAUUAAUUAGAUCUUAAAGCUACCGUAGAAAAUGAAUAAAUAAAGUGAUAUCUUCAAAAA